AUGGCCGACGUCGAGAGCGGGCUGCUGACGGAGCCGGGGAUGCCAGCGAGGGUGGACGACGAAGUCAUGAAGAUCCUGGCUGAUAGCUAUGGCAAGAUACUCCGCACCUGGCGCUACGACCAGAAGAACAACACGCUUCCACUGGGCAUCCCGGAGCUCGUGAACGGGUAUACGUAG
Molecule: messenger RNA, 177 nt
Organism: Aplosporella prunicola CBS 121167
Lineage: Eukaryota; Fungi; Ascomycota; Dothideomycetes; Botryosphaeriales; Aplosporellaceae
Exons: 2
Coding region: 1-177 (58 amino acids)
Source: RefSeq, a predicted model, not a curated record